ACGACACACGACGCAACGCCCGAAGCUGUCGCGCACUUGGACCUUCCUAUUCUCCAGCGCCUCGCCAAUAAAGACUCCUACGUCCCGAUCCACGAGUCAAUCCCCCUUUGCGAAUAAUAUCCAGUGUCCGGCCCGACACCUUCCGUGUCACUGUCUCAUGAGGUCGGCUAGAUAAUUGAUAAUGUCAACUGCCAGAUCUGAACACUUGACUCGCGGCUACUCCUCCCAGUCCGCCAGUCAAACCCGUUCCGCCUCCCCUUCCGCAAACAACUCCCCCAUCGACCAUCCCUUACCAUCCUCCAGGUCGCCAUUUGGCAUGUCUGGUGCUCUCAACCCCUCUGGCAAGAUGGCGAGCAACUCGCGAUCCGGGGCUGGUUCUCCGUCGCACGAGAUGGCUGGUUCCAGCCGCCUGUUCUCCAAGAGAGCUCGCGAGAUUCAGGCCCAAGAAGGCGUCCCGGGCAUGCCGGGAAGCCUCUGGGGCGGCCCUCCCACCAGCGGCAACUCGACGCCGCUGCGCGAGAACAUCCCUGAAUCCCCCACCGAUGGCUUCCCUGACUUUGCCCAACUCCCCACUCCGGACACCAUGCCUCAGACCCGCCGCGCCCGCGCUGGCACUGUCCCAUCUCGAUUCUCCCCUGGCGGUGCCGCCAACGGCCUCCUGGGCGUCGCCGGGCUCGCUCCAAAGUCGGCCAGGCCCACUCCCUCCCAGAGUCCUUUCAACAAGUCGCCUUCCCCCAACCCGGAGCCUCUCGAGAACCCCACCAACAGCUCUACCCUCCUCUCCCGCCUCCGCGCCGGAUCCAUGCCACAGAGGAGCCAGUACGCGCCCAUUCCAGGAACGAACUCUCCGUUUGGCCCCUCCAUCUUCAGCAGCUGGAACCCAGCCGGUGUUGGCCGUGAGAGGGCUUCGACUCUUGCCAGUAUUGCCAGUGUCGGUUCCAACGGUCCUAGCUCUCCUGCUCAGUCCCAGUUCUCCAAAGAGGGAGGUGGUGAGUCCGAUGUCCAUAUGAGGACUCUGGAUUACCUUGGCCUCGCCGAGACCCCUCAGCAGUCCCGCGCUCAGCUGGCUACUCCAUACCUGGCCAACCUCGACUUCACCAAGCAAUCCAGCCGUUUCCGAUCCUACUCGGUAAACAACAAGGACAAGUAUGCUGAUGAUGACGACGACUACGAUUCGGAGAUGCCAUUGGAUCCCCAGUACGUGGCUGCUCUACAAGACCAGCUGGCUGCUACUAACGCCGCGAUCCACAAUCACAAUCUAGCCGUCCAGGCCUUUGCAAAUCAGGCCUCUGUCACUCGCCCCCGUGCUCGCACCGCCGGUGUCUUGGAUACUCCUGGAAGUCGACUCAUGAGAACCUACAUGUCCGGCAGUACUGGCAUUCCCAAUCCCAUUGCGCCCGCCGAGAUUCGUCUGCAGGACGACAAGGAUUACGAGGACCUCCCUCAGGCUGUCACCGGCAUGAACCUGGGCAGAUCCAACAGCCGGAAUGCUGGGCUGCUGAGUGCAGAGGAGCAGGGCCUUGAAGGCCCUACCAGCGCACUCUGGCUCGGCAGCAUCCCUACCUCGACCACCACCUCGACUCUGAUCGAGAUGUUCAAGUCCCAUGGCCCCAUUUUGUCCGCUCGAGUCCUCACCCACAAAAACUGCGGCUUUGUCAACUUUGAGCGGGUUGAGAGCGCCAUUUCUGCCAAGGCCAGCAUGAACAGCAAGGAAAUCUUCCCUGGUGCUGGCCCUAUCCGCAUCAACUUCGCCAAACCCCCUUCUGCUUCCAACACUCCUGGCCACGACGGUGUCUACCCAUCUCCCAGCCCUGAUCCUUUCGCAAAGGGACAGGACAACGCUACGGGCUCUGGCUCUGCCGCUCCUGCGAGCGAGAACGCCCCUGCGGCCGCUUCCACGAACAGUGCUCCCAAGCUUGCUCCUCUGCAUGAGAUGACUACCGAUAUUGUCGAAAUCGUCAAGCAGUUUGGCGCGACGGACGAGGACAGGUUCAGAAUCUCCAGAAACCUGCAAUCCGCGAUCCAGUUCAACACCUUCCUCGAGGAGAUCCCACCGAUCCGUGAGCCUGCCCACACCCGAGUCCACGAUGCGCCCAAGCUCCGGGAUAUCCGCAAGCGAAUCGACAACCAGACCCUGUCGCAGGCUGAGAUUGAGAACAUCGCCGUCGACAUGCUGCCCGAGAUUGCUGAGCUCGCAUCUGACUACCUGGGCAACACUGUUGUCCAGAAGCUCUUUGAGCACUGCUCCGACCAGCUGCGCGAUGCCAUGUUGGCCGAGAUCGCUCCCCACAUGGCCGAGAUUGGUGUACACAAGAAUGGCACCUGGGCCGCUCAGAAGAUCAUCGAUGUCUGCAAGAGUCCCGCUCAGAUGAACAUGAUUGUCGAGCACCUGCGACCCUACACCAUCCCCUUGUUCCUGGACCAGUAUGGCAACUACGUUCUGCAGGGAUGCCUCAAGUUCGGCGCCCCCUUCAACGACUUCAUCUUUGAGACCAUGCUCGGACGCAUGUGGGAGAUUUCCCAGGGCCGAUACGGUGCCCGCGCCAUGAGGGCUUGCCUGGAGAGCCACCAUGCUACCAAGGACCAGCAGCGUAUGCUUGCUGCCGCCAUUGCUCUGCACAGCGUCCAGCUGGCUACCAACGCCAACGGUGCUCUUCUCCUGACGUGGUUCUUGGACACCUGCACAUUCCCCCAGCGUCGCACCGUCCUGUCGCCGCAGCUCGUGCCUUAUCUGGUCCACCUGUGCACUCACAAGGUUGCUUACCUAACGGUCCUGAAGGUCAUUAACCAAAAGGCGGAGGCCGACGCCCGGGAUGUCAUCCUCAAGGCUCUCUUCUUCACUCCGAAUGACCAGGUGCUGGAGGCGAUCCUCAGCGACCACGCCUGUGGUGCCACGUUGAUUUUCAAGGUGCUUACCACGCCCUUCUUCGACGAGACGAUCCGAACUCAGGUGGUUGAGAAUGUCAAGAAUGUCCUGAUUCGAAUCAAGGCACAGCCUAGUCAGGGUUACAAGCGGCUCAUGGAUGAGGUUGGUUUGUCGACCCGAAACUCUGGAAACAACCGCGAUGCCAGCACCCACUCGGAGCACCGCACGCGACCAUCUUCCAGACAGGCCAAUGUCAACGGUGGCGGGCAUCAUCCCCAGUCAGGUCAUUCCAACAAGCCAUUCUACAACCCUCUGAACCCACCGUCCAACCCCCCUGGGUUCGAAAUGGGCUACAACAACCAGAGGAAUGACAACGUUGACGCCGGUGUUUCGUCUUUCCCGCAAUACAACCAGGGCAUGAUGUACAACGCACCCAACGGCCCCAUGGCCGCGGCCAACAUCCAGCAACUGCAGUUCCAGCAGAACAUGAUGAACAGGGGUCCGCCACCGAUGAACUACAACUUUCCCCCCAUGCAGGCCGGAUAUGGCGGCUACAACGGCCCGAACCCGAGUGUCGACCAGUUCCGCCAGCAGAACAUGCCCAAUGGCAGCCCUAUUCAGCCGCCCUCGUCGCACAUGCCUCAGAUGCCCGCUGGUCAGACCCCCUUUGCCCCUCCGGGUUUUGGUAUGAGCAUGGGCGGAUAUGGCUAUGGAAACAUGCCCAAUAUGCCCAACAUGGGCUACAUGCAACAGGAGCAGGGCAACCCUAGACGCGGCCGCAGAUGAUGAAACGUCGCAUUUCUGUGUUGCUAAAAAUGUGCCUUCUAUUCUUAGACGAAUCUAUUGACACUUUCUUUCUCGCUUUAUCAGGCCAUUUCUGGCACAAGAUGCCAUGAGGAGUUGGGGGGAUAUGGGAUUAUCUGUCAUUCGGAUGCAAGACACCGCAUUUGACGGCCGCGUUGUCAUGAUGGUCCACUUGGACCGUGUAUUCUCUGCACAUCUUUGGAUGCCCCAUCCUCUUGCUUCGAUACCUCCCUCUGUCACUUUGCUUGCGGCGCGGCGCGUGGGCGUCUGGCAGGCCUUUCAUGCUGUACGUCGCCGCCCGCCAAAGACAGGAGAGGCAGGACUCUUCCACGAUUGAACGAACCCGGAAAAAAGAAGAAAAUCAUACAAAAACCAAACCCCUCCGGUAGCCGAGGCCCU
Molecule: messenger RNA, 4069 nt
Organism: Ilyonectria robusta
Lineage: Eukaryota; Fungi; Ascomycota; Sordariomycetes; Hypocreales; Nectriaceae
Exons: 3
Coding region: 182-3652 (1156 amino acids)
Molecular function (GO): RNA binding
Source: RefSeq, a predicted model, not a curated record